AUGGGGUCCUCUCCGCACGAAUAUGCGGGCCAACCCCAACCAGAGGGAAUAGACGUCAUUCAACUACCGAGUCGAGACAGUCUGGACUUCCCCAACACCGACUCUUCCACUGAAAGUGAUGAUGAUGACAGCGUUGAUACUGCCAUCUAUGACGGAGGCCCUGCACAAAGGACACUACGCCCGGCGCCGCUUCUCAUAAACCAUCGCCGCUUCCCACCAGCGGAUGAAGAUGAUAGCGAUCACGACCAUGAUAGCGUCCUCGCCUCAGAUGACGAGAUCCAAGAGGAAAAACCGGUGACAUGGAGCUCUUUGCCCAAAAAAGGGCAGCUAGCUAUCCUGACCUUUGCCCGGUUAUCGGAACCGCUCACUCAAACCUCAUUACAAGCCUACAUGUUCUAUCAACUCAAAUCAUUUGACCCAUCAUUACCAGACUCGACUAUAUCGGCCCAAGCCGGAAUCAUGCAGGGUAGCUUUACUGCUGCCCAGUUCCUGACUGCAGUCUGGUGGGGUCGGCUGGCUGAUACGGAAUGGAUGGGCCGGAAGAGAGUGCUGCUCAUCGGUCUGCUGGGUACUUGUAUCUCGUGUUUAGGGUUUGGAUUCUCUCGAUCUUUUACAGCGGCUAUCAUCUUCCGGACUGUGGGUGGAGUGCUGAAUAGCAAUGUCGGUGUGAUGAGAACUUUGAUUGCAGAGAUUAUUGCCGAGAAGAAGUACCAAUCAAGAGCUUUUUUGCUAUUGCCUAUGUGUUUCAACAUUGGUGUGAUCAUCGGGCCUAUCUUGGGAGGCUCACUAGCCGAUCCUGUGCAUAGUUUCCCAGGGUUGUUUGGUCCAGGCUCUACCUUGGGAGGUAAAGAUGGAGUCUGGUGGAUGCAACGCUGGCCCUAUGCUUUACCAAAUGUGUUGAGUGCGAUAUUCAUUUUCAUGUCGUUACUCGCAGUGUUUCUUGGCCUUGACGAAACACACGAAGUCGCUCGUUACCGUAGUGACUGGGGCCGCAAACUAGGAAAGAGGAUUACGCGUGCUUUUACCAGACGACCUCGACACUACCGCCCCCUUCAGACUGACGAUAAUGCCUCUGUGUACCUCGAUGGCAGCGUGGGGACAUGGUCCGUUCCAUCGAGCCCAGCCCGCUCACGCACGCAUCCUCGGCCUCGCCCUUACAAACGACCUGGCUUCCGACAAAUAUGUACCAAAAAUGUGAUGCUCACUUUGUUGGCACAUUUUCUCUUGGCUUUCCACACGAGUGCUUUUAACGCCAUGACAUUCGUGUUCCUCCCAACCCCCCGCGCCCCCGAAGGCUCUCGCGACGGCUUCUUCCAUUUCGGUGGCGGGUUGGGUCUACCUUCGGCGCGCGUCGGCUUAGCUACGGCCAUCAUCGGUUUUAUCGGUCUCCCUCUGCAAAUCUUCCUUUAUCCUCGCAUCCAGUCUAAACUGGGAACUCUUACCUCGUUCCGUGUAUUCCUUCCAUUCUCGCCCAUCUCCUACAUGUUUAUGCCGUUCCUUGUUAUUCUACCUCGUCUUGUGUGGGUCGUAUGGCCUGCAUUUACCAUCGUGGUUUCCUUACAGGUCAUUUCGCGCACCUUUGCGCUCCCUGCGGCCAUCAUUCUCGUCAAUAAUUGUGUGACCGACCCUUCGGUUCUGGGUACGGUUCAUGGUGUCGCACAGAGUAUUGCCAGUGCUGCUCGUACCUUGGGUCCUUUCCUUGGAGGCUGGGGUCUCGGUCUCGGUCUUGCUAACAAUAUGGUCGGGGUUGUAUGGUGGGGUUUGGCUAUUGAAGCUUUCCUUGGGUGGAUCGUAUUAUGGACUAUUCAUGAGGGUAAGGGGAUAGAGCGACCAAAGGAAGAUAAUACUGAUGAGGAUGAUUGA
Messenger RNA from Penicillium subrubescens, 1863 nucleotides. Its product is annotated as putative MFS multidrug transporter. Gene Ontology annotation, biological process: transmembrane transport. Bases 1 to 1863 code for a protein of 620 amino acids. Gene Ontology annotation, molecular function: transmembrane transporter activity. The transcript has 3 exons. The record is from RefSeq and is a predicted model, not a curated record. Lineage: Eukaryota; Fungi; Ascomycota; Eurotiomycetes; Eurotiales; Aspergillaceae.